Molecule: messenger RNA, 1590 nt
Organism: Paramacrobiotus metropolitanus
Lineage: Eukaryota; Metazoa; Tardigrada; Eutardigrada; Parachela; Macrobiotidae
Product: CD63 antigen-like
Exons: 8
Coding region: 440-1183 (247 amino acids)
Cellular component (GO): membrane
Source: RefSeq, a predicted model, not a curated record
CACUGCCGCACUGGGGUGUGUAUAGCCCGGUUCGGUUCCGGCCACCUAUCGAUCGUCGCCUCUAUCCCCCUCUCCCAGGCAAUUCCGCAGCGGACGGAAUGGGAUGAAAUGGCGGCUCCCAUGCCAUUUCAUUCACUGGCACACAGCUGAAGAUGAGCCGCGUGUGCUGCUGCAUCCAUCUGUCCUGUACCGCAGAGCGCUUCUCCGUGUGCUAAGCUUCAUGUUCAUCACUAACCCAUUUUAUCGCCAGCUUCCAUAUUCGCCGUGACUGCUCUUCUACACACGCUUUGUGAAUGAUCGUAGCCAUCCCUGGGACUCACUUCAUCCGAAUCUGGAGUAAACAGUACUGAUUGAUUGGAAAGGCAUACAGUGGCACAUUUUGUGCGCGGGAUUGUUGUAGUGUUUUUUCGCAUCCCUUUACAACCCGAUUAGCUGUAUAAUGAUGGGGGGUCACACCGGGCUUAAGGUCCUUGUUUAUCUCUUUAAUUUUCUCCUGAUGCUAUGCGGAUUGGCGCUAGUGGUUGGUGGGACUAUUGUCCAGGUGCAUUACAAUCAUUACUUCCACGGCAUGGGAAUCAAAUUCUUCGUUGCUCCGCUGCUCCUGAUAAUUGCCGGAUGCGUAAUGUUCCUGAUUGCAGCAUUUGGCUGCUUUGGAGUUUGCAAGUUAUUACCAUGGACUCUCAUUCUCUUUGCCAGUUUGUUGACGAUCGUCUUUUUACUGGAGAUAUCUGGAGUCAUUGCGGCAUAUAUUGAACGAGCAACGGUUCGUCAGUAUAUUGAAGCCCAUAUGAAUGCGUCCAUUGGUGAUGCGGGAACUAGAACUCCAAGAACCGAAGAACAGGCAAAGCUAUGGGACUUCGUGCAACACGACUUCAAAUGUUGCGGAGUUAAAAGCUACGCCGACUGGCCAACCACGAUCCCCGAUUCCUGUUGUCGAGAGGAUAUCCGUAAACCAGGCUGUGCUAAUAAGAGAGCCGACAUAAUUCGAAACUGUGAAGCAGAAAUAAGGAAUAAUUGCCCUAUCAACACAAAGGGUUGCCUUGUUGUUGCGGAAGAUUACCUCAGUCAAAACAUUGGCGCAAUUGGAGGAAUCGGUUUAGGAGUUGCCGCAUUUCAAAUACUCGGAAUUGUCCUCGCCGCUUGUUUAGCAAAACGCAUACGAAAUGACGCCCUGAAUCCGUAGCAAUAACACCCACUUGCUGAUGAAUUACGAUUAUCUUCAGCGCCAUUGGUUCAAGACCAAUUUUAUAGGAAUGUCACCAGAUUCUAUGCAGUCAAGCAUACGAUGGCGCAGUUUGGCUGAUAAUUCUUUACCUUGCUUGCCGUUGUGUUGUCGAAUUGUUAUCGGAAAUUGGUUAUUCGCGGAGUAUUGCAGUUGCAUGUGUGUUUAAGACGAGCGAUGCUUACCCAUUUAUGACAUAACAUAAUAUCAGGCUUACACUUCUCAAAUUUACAUCAUGAACUACUUUUGUAUUACAACCUUUUAAAGGCAACGACGUUUUAUCGAUUUUAUACUUCAUGUAAUUCGUUCAUUAAUCUGCGGCAAUUAUAUUUCGUGCAUUUUUUUGUAUCGUUUUUUGAAUAAACGCA